Messenger RNA from Spodoptera littoralis (African cotton leafworm), 3792 nucleotides. Lineage: Eukaryota; Metazoa; Arthropoda; Insecta; Lepidoptera; Noctuidae. The record is from the annotation of a GenBank genome assembly.
AUGGACCAUGAAAGCAGACAACUCGCUCAGGAUUUGUUCCUGCGGGAACCUGUGGAUGCUCGGAUACGGAAGGCUAAAGUUGAACCAGAGGAGGACCCUCAUCCUAACCUCAAAGUGGAAAUGCAAACUGUUCGUUUAAACUCAGAUUCACAGAAGCUUGUGCUGGACACAUUGAGGUUUAUCCAUGGGCCUGAUUUUAAACUUGGAAGUGCCAGUCUCUAUAAAGACAAAGGUUCAAAUUUGGGUAACCGUUACUGGAUGGAGAGAGGUAACCUUAUUGUGCAGGGAGGGUGUGAUUACUCGCUGACUGUCAAACCAGAUAUACAGACUUCGGAAGCGAGACUCCGGGCAUUUGCACUGGCUAAACUGGAGAGGUAUAAUUUCCACAAAGCACAUUGUGCAGAAGCCUUAGAAGUAGCAGCAGAAAAUAUAGAGAAAGCAUUGGAAAUACUUUUCCUCAAAUACUUCAAAAUAAAUUUCCAAGAUAAACCGGAAACUGUGCCCACUCCUGCAGAGUUGUUAGAAAUGAAAAAUGAUGAAAAAGCAGUGCUUGAAUCAAUAUACGAUACAAGUUUUAAAACGAAAGAUCAUAAUGUAUGGAUUGUCAAAUUAAACCUCGAUUACCUGACGAAAAUGUACGAAGCAAAAGAUGUAGAGGUUCCCAAGAAGAAGAACAUAAAUUACACAAGUGGUGUCAAAACGAAACAGAAAGAAGUUUGUAAACUGUUCCUCCGAGGUCCUUGUAGGUUUGGCGCGAAAUGUAAGUUCCUACACGAAUCAAAAGAAGAGAAAUCUUCAGAGCCCGUAGAAGCUAAAGAUAACACCAAAAUAACUUACGAAUUAGAAAUAAGAUUUCCCGAAGACACUGUAUAUCCAUACCAACCACCAUUAAUAUUUUUCAAAACGGAAAACAAGACUAAUAUUAUACCAGAGCUUACUUUCUUAAAAGUAACUUUAAGACUUUUGGACGAAGCCAAGAAUCUAGCACAGGACGGUAUACCAAGUAUAUACUCUUUAGUGGAACUCCUCAAUAACGAGGAGGAUAUUAUGAAUUUUAUACAAUUUGAUACUAGAACUUUUCCGGACACAUCGGACGCCUUAUUUCCUCAACUCAUAGAAAAUAAUAGUUUAAGUAAAAAGAAGUUACCGUUGCAUUAUAAAAAGGGUGAGAAUAAAGAUAAUAGAUCUAAAGUGAAUAUGGAGGAGAUUUAUAAGGAGAACAGAGAGAUAGCUAAGCGUUGGUUGGAGAAAGAAGAUAAUGACAAGUAUAAGAGAAUGAUGUCUGGCAGAAGGAAACUGCCGGCUUGGCAGAAGAGGAAUGAAAUACUGAACACUGUAAAGAAAUCGCAGGUUGUAGUAAUUAGCGGUGAGACGGGUUGUGGUAAAAGCACACAAGUACCGCAGUUUAUAUUGGACAAUUGGUUGGAGAAUUUCAAAGAUAGCGGCGACCACGUGGAGGUCGUCUGUACGCAGCCUAGAAGGAUAUCAGCCAUCGGAGUGGCUGAUCGGGUGGCUGAGGAAAGGGUCGAGAAGACCGGACAGGUUGUCGGUUAUCAGAUAAGAUUAGAAAGCAAAGUGUCAUCGAAAACCCGCCUAACGUUUUGCACCACCGGUAUUCUAUUACGGAGGCUAGAGUACGACCCUCAGUUAAAAUCAGUCACUCACAUACUUGUAGAUGAAGUACAUGAGAGGUCUGAAGAGAGUGACUUCCUCCUCCUAAUUCUGAGGGACUUGGUCAAAGUAAGGAAGGAUCUAAGAGUCAUACUCAUGAGUGCGACGUUGAAUGCAGAUUUGUUCUCCGAUUACUUCGACAAGGUUCCAGUGCUUGAAAUACCAGGUCGAACGUUCCCGGUAGAGCAGCUGUUCUUAGAAGAUAUAAUGGAGAUUACGAAUUACGUGUUAGAAGAAAAUGGUCCUUAUGCUAGAAAAAUUAAGAAAGGUGAUAAGAAACAAGACUUAGAAACGGAAUUGGAAACGUGUGACGUACGUGCGGAUGCCAAUGAGCCUCCGAAGAUAUCGAUUCGAGAUGACAACUUGAAUAUAGGACAGAUGGUCGCUCGGUACCCAAAAUGUAGUAAGACUACAUGCAAGAAUAUGUACCUUAUGGAUACUGAGAAGAUCAAUAUGGAGUUAGUAGAACAUGUGCUAACAUACAUCGUGAAAGGAGACCACGAGUGGCCGCGAGAGGGCGCUAUCCUUGUGUUUUUACCUGGUAUAGCUGAGAUCAUGUCGCUACAUGAUCAGCUCUGUGAAAGUCAUACAUUCAGUCCAAAGACAGGCAAAUACACAAUAGUACCACUCCAUUCAACAUUAUCAAGCGAGGAACAAGCACAAGUUUUCAAGAAGCCACGGCCGGGCGUGCGCAAGAUAGUGCUCUCUACCAAUAUUGCUGAAACUUCUGUCACUAUAGAUGAUUGUGUUUUCGUCAUCGAUUGCGGCAGGAUGAAGGAGAAAAGAUUCGACUCCAACCGUAACAUGGAAUCCUUAGACCUGGUCUGGGUAUCUCGUGCCAACGCCAAACAACGCAAGGGUCGCGCAGGUCGCGUGAUGCCGGGCGUCUGUGUACACCUGUUCACGUCCCACCGCUACCAGCACCACAUACUGGACCAACCUGUCCCCGAGAUACACAGGGUGCCGCUAGAACAGCUCAUACUGAAGAUUAAGAUACUGCCGCUGUUCCAGGAUAUGAGUGUCCAUGAGGUUUUGGGCAAAACGGUAGAACCGCCAACGAAAUCGAACAUAGACGGCGCUCUUUCCCGCCUUCAAGACGUGGGGGCAUUGGACAAGGCCUAUGCCCUGACGGCGCUGGGCAAACAUCUGGCAGCUUUGCCCGUAGACGUCAGGAUAGGCAAACUGAUGUUAUUCGGGGCCAUAUUCUGUUGUGUGGACUCAGCACUCACUAUGGCAGCGUUUUUAAGUCAUAAAAGUCCUUUUGUUUCUCCGUUUGGGAAGAAGUCGGAAGCAGACGCGAAACGAAGAGAUUUUGCGUGUUCACAAAGUGAUCAACUCACAACGUUAAGAGCUUAUAGGAAAUGGCAACAAGCAAUGAAAUCGAGUACACACGCGGCGCUAGUGUUCUCCAGUGAGAACUUCCUAUCACACAAGACUUUGAUGAUGUUGGCCGACAUUAAGCACCAGCUGUUGGGGCUCCUCGCAUCUAUUGGGUUCGUGCCCGACAUGCCGGCUUUAAGAAAAAAGAUGAGGAAGGAUUCCGUUGCUAGCUUAACUGGAGAUGAGCUCAACACCAAUGGAAACAACGAUAAACUAUUGGCAGCCAUUUUAUGUGCAGCUUUGUAUCCAAAUGUAGUAAAGGUCCUGACUCCAGAGAAAUCCUUCCACAUGCAAGCAGGCGGUGCGAUCCCCCGCCAACCGACUCCAGACGAGUUAAAAUUCAAAACUAAAUCAGAUGGCUACGUGGCUUUACAUCCAUCGUCUGUCAAUUCCUCUGUAGGAUAUUUCACCAGCCCUUAUUUGGUGUACCAAGAGAAGGUCAAAACUAGUAGAGUUUUCAUCAGAGAGUGUUCCAUGGUACCUCAGUUGCCGCUUGUAUUGUUCUCUGGAUGCAGUUUGUCUGUGGAACUGCAUAACGGUACGUUUAUAGUAUCAUUAGAAGAUGGAUGGAUCAUGUUCCAAGUGGAAAAACAUGAAGUCGCAGAAAUGUUGAAGACGAUACGAGUGGAAUUAAUAAACUUAUUAGAAGAGAAAAUCAACGACCCAAGUUUGAACCUGUUACAUUACGAGAAAGGUAACCGGAUAAUAAAGACUAUAGUGCAAAUUGUAACUAAGGAUUAA